Molecule: messenger RNA, 568 nt
Organism: Selaginella moellendorffii
Lineage: Eukaryota; Viridiplantae; Streptophyta; Lycopodiopsida; Selaginellales; Selaginellaceae
Product: peptidyl-prolyl cis-trans isomerase Pin1
Exons: 2
Coding region: 67-438 (123 amino acids)
Cellular component (GO): nucleus; cytosol
Molecular function (GO): peptidyl-prolyl cis-trans isomerase activity
Source: RefSeq, a predicted model, not a curated record
UUGUGUUCUUGGCGCUAGGGUUUUCAUUCGUGCCUGUGGCUGUGUGAUCGAUCGCGAGGCGCAGGGAUGGAGCGCGAUGGCGGUAGCGGCGGCAAGGUCCGCGCGAGCCACUUGCUGGUGAAGCAUCAGGGAUCGCGGCGCCCGGCGUCGUGGCGCGAUCCCGAGGGCCUGGUGAUCCAGAACACGACGCACGAGCAGGCGGUCGCCAAGCUCGAGCACAUCCGCGACGAAAUUCUCAGCGGCCGCGCCAAAUUCAGCGAUCUUGCGACGCAGCUCUCGGAUUGCUCGUCGGCCAAGCGUGGCGGCGAUCUCGGAUGGUUUGGUCGAGGGCAGAUGCAAAAAUCUUUCGAGGAGGCCACGUAUAGUCUCAAGGUGGGAGAAUUGAGCGGCAUUGUCGACUCUGACAGUGGAGCUCACAUUAUCCUUAGAACAGGCUAGGGUGGGCUCAUAUCCUUUUAAGCUGCCUGGCAUGGUAUGGUGUGUGUGCCUGGUUCCUAUGUAUUGUCUAUGCUGCAGCGUUGCCUUGGCUGUGGUCUUCUCGCAUCAAUGAAAUCCUUGGAAAAUACUA